Molecule: messenger RNA, 604 nt
Organism: Folsomia candida
Lineage: Eukaryota; Metazoa; Arthropoda; Collembola; Entomobryomorpha; Isotomidae
Gene: RpS26
Product: 40S ribosomal protein S26
Exons: 6
Coding region: 158-520 (120 amino acids)
Biological process (GO): translation
Cellular component (GO): ribosome; cytosolic small ribosomal subunit
Molecular function (GO): structural constituent of ribosome; mRNA binding
Source: RefSeq, a predicted model, not a curated record
AGAGACGUGAGACGGGUGAGUGCAUAGAGCGGAUGGUGCAGAUUUCCCCGUUUGCGUUCACAAUUCAAUUUAUGCCACACCGUUCACAUUCUCUCCAACUUUUGCCGACUCCAGUCUUGAAUUUGGUUUUCGAAAUUGUUCCGAUUCUUGAAAAACAAUGACCCAGAAGCGUCGUAAUAACGGACGGUCCAAGCACGGACGCGGACAUGUGAAACCUGUCAGAUGCACCAACUGUGCGCGAUGUGUCCCCAAGGACAAGGCUAUCAAAAAGUUUGUCAUCAGGAAUAUUGUUGAAGCUGCAGCCGUUAGGGAUAUCACAGAAGCUUCGGUUUACACCAUGUACCAACUUCCCAAGUUGUACGCUAAACUGCAUUACUGCGUAUCCUGCGCUAUUCACUCUAAGGUCGUCAGGAAUAGGUCGAAGGAAGAUCGAAGAAUCAGAACUCCGCCACCAAGGUUUGCACGACCGGGUGAUCAACCGCGUCCAGGUGGCCAAGGUGGUCAGCCAGUCCGAAAGUGAACAUCUUCUAUUUUUAGGACUAAACCUUUGUUAUAAAUUCCUCUAUGAGUAACGUGAAAUAAAAGCGUCUCAUAAGAAAUUUUA